Molecule: messenger RNA, 813 nt
Organism: Penicillium subrubescens
Lineage: Eukaryota; Fungi; Ascomycota; Eurotiomycetes; Eurotiales; Aspergillaceae
Exons: 2
Coding region: 1-813 (270 amino acids)
Source: RefSeq, a predicted model, not a curated record
AUGAAUCCACUCAUGAACCCCUACAUGAACCCCUACAGCAUUCCAUACUCGAAUCCGUACAUGAAUCCCUACAUGGAUCCCAUCAGCAUGGGUCCGAUCAAAGGUGUUCCCUGCGAAGUGUGCGACAGGAUGUUUGUGACCCAGGCCCAUGCCGAUGAGCACAUGGUCGCCGUGAAUCACUACCGCAACCGUUGCGAUCUUUGCCAGCAGCGGUGCCCCUCCAUGAUGGCCCUCCUGAACCACGCGAUGACGCACUUUCACUGCACCUACAACAUCUACUGUCCCUUCUGUGGUUCCCACUUUGACAAAGCGAGUGCCCUGAUGGGACACCUCGAAGAAGGAAAAUGUGAUUGUGCGCCUGGCCUGGAGCAUCACAGCAUCGUCUGGCUGGUUCGCAACUGCGAUCCUGCCGGUGCCAUCGUCAACACCCCAUUUCGAUGGCUCCUUGACAAGUGGAUUCCUACUCCUCCCCUAGGAAUUGUCGAACCUCACAUGUGCUUCACCUGUCACCUCAUCUUUGACACAAAGGAAGCCCUCGAAGUGCACCUCAAAUGCCCCACUCAUGACCCCGGAUCGCAUCGUCCCCGAUUCUACCGAUGCCCCAACCGAACUGGCGGCUGCCACAAGAAAAAGUUCGUUAGCUUGACCGCACUCUUCAAGCACAUGGAGAGUGGAGCAUGCUGCACAACGAACUUUCAUGCCGUCCAGCGCAUGCAGAUCCAGUUGAUGCAAGCAUUCUGGGGCUGGGGAAUGGGGGCACCCAUGUUCCGGGACGCUGCUGGUAUGCCCAUCCCAUACACCCUGCAUCGUUAG